UGUGUUCCAACGAUGUCCUUCUUCCACUGUCUGAAAUUGACACUCCAUUAAAGGAAGAUCUUCAUCACUGUCUUCAAUGGCAGCAGCAUCAGCCAUGGAAGAUCACAUCGGCUGCGGCUUCCUCGCCGCCAUUUUUCGCCGGAGACAAUUCCGGCCAAGACCCGCCGCCCUGUUUCCCGAAAGCCGAUGUCCUAAACGUCACCUCGCCGCCUCCGGCUCGCCUCGCCGGAAAAGAUCGUCGCCGUCAAACGACAGCAAUCGUCGUCAUCGGGGUACCGAAUUGGAUUCCCAACUGGUGAAUUCGCCGUCGAACAUCCUCCGCCGACGCCGCCGCGAACCGACCUCCGCAUCGAUUUCCGAUCUGCAAAAAUCGAACGACGGGAGCCUCCGCCGUGCUUUGACCGGGAAUGCGAUGGUUUUAGGCCGCGGGAACGGCGCGGCGGGCGAGGGAAAAGUUGUUAAGAAGAAAGUUGAGAAGUCGACGGGGUAUCGAUUGGGGAACGUGUAUCGGUACCAUAGCCCGCCGACGGACGGGUUAAGUCCGGCCGACGGGUUCAAGUGGUUAGGGAAUGAGAAGUACCGGCAAGGGAAGUACGAGGAGGCGUUGGCAUUGUAUGACCAGGCGAUCGCCGUCGAUCCAAGCAACGCUUGUUAUUACGCCAACAAGAGUGCGGCGUUGAUUGGAUUAGGCCGCCUUCUCGAGGCGGCCGUCCCGUGUAGAGAGGCGGUCCGGCUUGAUUCGUUGUAUUAUAAUGCUCAUUACAGACUCGCUACGUUGUAUUUAAGAUUCGGAGCGGGCGAGAAAGCCAUGUACCACUACAAGUGCUCGGGACACAAAGCACGGGACGACGACAUUGCUCGGGCGCAAGGUGUCAAGGAUCGCAUCGACUGUUGUGUGGAAGCUCAGGACCGCGAAGAUUGGGAAACCGUAAUGAGCGAGGGACAAAGCGCUUCGGCAUUAGGCGCAGAUUCCGCUCUGCAGAUAUUCUCGAUGAAGGCCGAGGCGCUAUUGAACCUCGGCCGUCACGACGAGGCCUACGCCGUCAUGCAAGAUUCACCGUUCUUUAACAUCGACGCCUACGCCGAACUGUUCGGCUCCUCCGCUACAGCCAACGUGCUGCAAGUCCGCGCGCUCGUAUACGCGGCAAACGGAAGGUUCGAGGAUGCGGUGAGCGACGUUCGACGAGCUUUGCGGUUUGAAUCGAGCGACGACGGUGUGAAGUUAACUGCGGAGAGGGUAAGAGCUGUAGCGUCCGCUCGGUUAAACGGCAACCGGAUGUUCGAGGGGUCGAGAUUCUCAGAAGCCUUGACGGCGUACAAUAAGGGGCUAGAGAAAGAUCCGCGCAACUCGAUUUUGCUCUAUAAUCGAAGCGCUUGCCGCGCAAAAUUAGGACAAUUCGAGAAUGCCGUGGAAGAUUGCACGGCGGCUCUCGCCAUCCGGCCGUCGUACACAAAGGCGAGGCUUCGUAGAGCCAAUUGUUACACUAAGUUGGAGAAAUGGGAGGCGGCGGUCGGAGAUUACGCGGUGCUGAUUCGAGAGAUUCCGGCCGACGAAACGAUAACGGCGGCGAUGUCCGAAGCGAAGGCGCGUUUGAAAAGCAUCCAACACGGGCGUGUUGUUGGCCGUGUUUGAGGUUAAUGCUAGCAGAAUGUUUCACUAAAGGAAGAGAGACUUGUAAUACGG
Messenger RNA from Andrographis paniculata, 1684 nucleotides. Its product is annotated as TPR repeat-containing thioredoxin TTL4-like. The transcript has 4 exons. Bases 77 to 1633 code for a protein of 518 amino acids. NCBI's taxonomy places the organism in Eukaryota, Viridiplantae, Streptophyta, Magnoliopsida, Lamiales, Acanthaceae. Gene Ontology annotation, cellular component: cytoplasm. The record is from RefSeq and is a predicted model, not a curated record. Gene Ontology annotation, molecular function: protein binding.